AUGGCCAAGACACGGAACUACACCGAGGCAGAGAGCAUCAGGAUCCUGGUGCUGCAUGCGGAGGGUCUCAGCUGCCGCCAGAUUGCUCGCAGGGUUCGUAAAUCCCCUACUGGCGUUGCAGCCUUGCUGCAGAAACUCCGUCAAACCGGUAAUGUGAGGGACAGGCGCCGCACUGGACGGCCACGGACCAACAAUGUUCAGGUGAUGGACUGGCCGCUGCAAUCACCAGACAUGAACCCAAUUGAGAACCUGUGGGGCGACCUGAAAAUAGCUGUCCGACGUUACCAGCCGACCAGCAAGGCCCAUCUGAAGGCUGUGCUCCAGGACGAGUGGCAGAGAAUAGCUCCUGAGAGGUGCCAGAAGCUGAGUGGAGUAACUCCAUUGCAAACGACUGAGUCUGAUUACACAGCUGCUGCAGAGGAUAUUUCACCAAGUCCUUCUCCAUCACCUGUGUAUGACAGACCAUUACCUACUUCAAGUGAUGAAUGGAACAUUAUGGAAACAGCCAAAAUUCCUGGCAAAGUAGGUCAACCAGUGAAAUCAGUUACAGAAACUAUUGGCCAUGAAGGAGGAUCAUUGCAAGCAGAUGGUGUGUCGCUAUAUGUACCUGAAGGUACCUUUUCUAUUCCUACUAGAGUCUGCAUGGACACGUAUUUGGACGAACGAGAGAUGGGACUGUACGAUGAAGAAGAGAGGGCUGUCAGCCCUGUUGUUCAGUUGUCUACACCACUUUCUACUGAAAAGUUCAACAAACCCGUACAGGUGUCUCUUCGACCCGAGGUAGCACUGAAAACAAGAAAGCACGAGACCGGAUGGCAAUUGAAGCUAAAGAUGAGUGAGUCUUCAACUGAAGGCAAGCCUUCCGAAUGGCACACUGCGUUCCAACUCAACACCGACACAGAAACAGUAGAGAAAGAGUCAUCAUUUAUACAUUAUGAUCCAGGCACUCAGACACUGCAUGUCAAUGCUGUUGGUUAUAUGGCGUGGCUUGGCAAGCCACAUGGGAUUCGAUCUAUGCGAGACGUACGCUAUGCUUUGUUUGGCCAGCAACUGCAAGCGCGGCAAUGCGAGUGGAAGAUUUCCGCUCAUAUCAUCCAUGGUUCAAGUCUAGUCUAUGAACAGAUAGCUGAGACUAUGAAAUCAAAGCUUUAUGAGGAGUUAACAGUUCCCAUCAAGGAUCGUAUUGGUAUAGAAGGUACAGUGCGUAUGUCAGUUGAAUGUCAUGAGCCAUGGCAAAUGGUUUUGGGAAAAGCAAUCACUUACAUUCCAACUAAACGCAUUUGGAAUACUACAAAAGAUGCUGCAUGCUAUUACGAGUUCACAUUGCAAGAUAAGAUGGGAAGUGCUGACACUUUAAAGUGUAUUGUGGAGGCACUAUUCCAGCAUGCGGAGCAGGAGGAAUUUGUUGACAAUACUGUCAAUAUGGUUGUUGCUCAUUCACUGAAUAAACGACGUUCUAAACGACGUUCUGAUUCUGAAGAAAGAGAUGUGCCAGAGCCUGUCACAGAAGAUGAUGAUAUCUCGCAGUAUGCGAAAGAAAUAAGAAAUAACAGCGACAAAUUAGGAGGAUUUUGGCGUGGGUGGGCUGACAUUCCUGUGGAUGUCAUUAGGGAUGUCAGCUUUCUGCUUACGAGCAGUGAAUGCAAACGUCUUCUGGCUAAGUCGCUUGCAAUAAAGCCUGCUCAAUUGCUUCAGUCAGAAGAUGAAGUAUUUACCACAAUAGAUUUGUGGAUUAUGGAUCAGAAAGAUAAAGCUACGUUAGAGAGUUUGUUUCAGUUUAUGCGGACAAUCAACUUGUUUGAAGCUUUGAAAGACAGACUGGACCAGCGCUUGAAAGAACAGACAGCUAAAAAAGUGGGCAUAGCUCACUUUCCACCACGCCAACUGUUUGAUGUUGUUAAUGAUCACAUAUCUAGUUACUGGCUGGAAUUAGGUGUGGAAAUGGGAUUCACCUAUGACCAAGUAAGGAGUACUGCACACAUGCACACGUAUACACACAUACUUCGUGGUCUGUACGAGAGAAAACGUCAAAGUGUUGGAGAAUACAGAGCUGUUGCUCGCUUGGUAACAGCUGUGCAGGCAAUCAAAAGAAUGGGAUUUGUGGAGGAUGCUCUACCAGGAGUGAAGGCCGCGUUAGAUGAAUCAUGCCGUUACACACCUGACUCAUCUGAAGAGGUCUCCGACCCCCCGGCACACGUUCCUAAUUUAACACCCGACCCUUUAGAAGAUAGCAGCAGUUCUUCAAACGGCAAUAGUUCGGAUGUCGGAGAAGCUCCACCAACAGUCGGACGAGGUCAUCCAGGUGUCGCAGAAGGAACUGUAUCACAACAUCUAGGCCAACAAUCUUCAGGUUUGGUUAACUGGUGCCCACACUGUACCAUACAAUGACGUGGUCGAUCAUCAAUGGAAAGUUGAAGAAACGUUUGCAGGUAGAUGAACUCGAUUUCUAGAGGGUGAUAUAGUUAAAAGACAAAUGCACGUUAUUGAUGAAAAAUAACUGUAAUUGUACACGGUAUGCAAACUAGCUGAUUUUUUGUUUCAUUGUCAAAAGCAAUGUAGCAUAAUGGUUCAUUUGCGCAAUGGUAGAAAUUGUUUCUUCUAGAUCAUUAUCUCUAUUAUUAGUAU
This is a messenger RNA of Corticium candelabrum, 2625 nucleotides long. RefSeq lists its product as uncharacterized. The record is from RefSeq and is a predicted model, not a curated record. Lineage: Eukaryota; Metazoa; Porifera; Homoscleromorpha; Homosclerophorida; Plakinidae. Gene Ontology annotation, molecular function: nucleic acid binding. The transcript is spliced from 12 exons. The coding region runs from base 1 to 2388 and encodes 795 amino acids.